AUGGCUGAGAAAAAUGAAAGUCAUUUGAACUUCAAAAGGACAAUUCUUAUUACGGGUUCAACGGAUGGCAUUGGUCGACAAACUGCUCUAGAAUUGGCUGUGCGAAAUAAAGAAAAUUUUGUUAUUGUGCACGGCAGAAAUAUUGAAAAAUGUAAAGCAACUAUUGACUACAUCAUGCGUGAAGGCAAAUUAUCGGAUAAAUCGAAUCUUGAUUUUGUUGUUGCCGACUUCUCUGAUUUGAAAGAGGUUUCUGAUUUGGCUACGGACGUUGAAAAGCGCUUCCCACGUUUGAAUGUUCUGUUGUGUAAUGCCGGUGUUCUUUUACCUAAAAGAGCAGAAAGUCGAAAUGGAUUAGAGUUGACUUUUCAGAUUAAUCACUUGGCACAUUUCCUUAUCAUAAAUCGUUUACUUGCACUAUUAAAAGAAAAUCAACCUUCAAGGGUUAUUAUUGUCAGUAGCAGUCUUCAUAGUUGGCACAAAAUUGAUUGGAGGGACUUGAUGGCUGAGCGGGAAUAUGAAAAAUACCUUCAAUUUUCGAGGACGAAAUUAAUGAAUCAUUUAACGUCAUUUGCACUUCAUCGUCUUUUGGUCAGGCAAGGAUGUCAAUUUCGAGUUACCUCUAAUGUUAUCGAUUUGGGAAGCAUGGAACCAAGAGAUCGGAGAUCACGGAGUACGUCGCUAUCAUCCUCCGAUACAACAUUGGUGCUAAGUAGUGGUGUUGGUACACUGUUAACACUGGUUGAAUCUCCUGCACUGGAAAAUGUUAGUGGUAAAUAUUUUGACUGCCAUGGGAAACAGACGCGUAGUGGUUCUGAUGCUACGGAUGAACGAUUGCAACAGAAACUAUGGGAAAUGAGUGAACAGUUGUGUAAAGAUUAUCUAAAUUCUGGUCCAUCUAUUUCUUCAAAUUAUGCAAUCAAUGAUGUCCACUUCAUUUUUGAUCCUGCAACAGUGCGACAAAAUCUAUGUGAAUUACCUUGCGCAUUAUAUCCUAUCAAGGUCGCUGUUCACUCUGCUGAAGAACAAUGCUCCAUCUCGACUGGUCCUUGUAAGCAGCAUUUGUUACGAAUGCAAAACAACAUGCAUAUUUUCAGGUACUCUUUGGAUUGGUCGGACCUGGAAAGUUUGAAAACCUAUGAGAAGUACACACAGUAUUCGCGCACAAAGCUUAUGAUUCACUUGAUGACAUUCAAGCUUGCUCGUUUGUUCAACAAAUCUGGAGUUACUUGCAACGUUCUGGAACCAGGCGUCAUCGAGACAAAACUUCUGCGAGCUGGUGGUUAUAGUGGAGCUCCUGUUUGUGAAGGUUCUCGAGCAUGCAUCUUUUUGUGUACAUCUGAUAGUGUAAUCAAUGUGAAUGGUGCUUACUACGAUAAAAACUGUAAACGCGUUACCAAAUUAUUCAAAGAUGCAGUGGAUGAAAAGCAGCAGGAAGAUCUGUGGCAAUUAACCGAUAAAACAGCUGUCGGUUCAUCGGGUUCCCGACAAGAAGUGUUUUACGCUGAGAUCGAUGAAACGAUGAAAGUUAGUGAAGGAGGUGGUGUAGAUUCUGAAAAAAUUGAUAAGAUUUUCAUGACGAUACCCGAAGCACAGAAAUAUUGUGACCAAAAGGAAGUACCAAGUUCUCCCGGGAUGCUUUAUGCUUUGAUGUGGUUUUUCAAAAAUCGGAUGUAA
Molecule: messenger RNA, 1674 nt
Organism: Acanthocheilonema viteae
Lineage: Eukaryota; Metazoa; Nematoda; Chromadorea; Rhabditida; Onchocercidae
Source: the annotation of a GenBank genome assembly